Messenger RNA from Henningerozyma blattae CBS 6284, 7431 nucleotides. RefSeq lists its product as uncharacterized. Gene Ontology annotation, biological process: flocculation. The transcript has a single exon. Lineage: Eukaryota; Fungi; Ascomycota; Saccharomycetes; Saccharomycetales; Saccharomycetaceae. The coding region runs from base 1 to 7431 and encodes 2476 amino acids. The record is from RefSeq and is a predicted model, not a curated record.
AUGCUCACAACUUAUUGGAUAAAGUACUUGCUACUAUUUGCCCAAGCCCGAUGUGCUUGGUCUAACUACAUCCCGUCCCCUCCAACUCCAGUCGAAGUUGUACCUACCACUACAUCUGGUAUUAAUUCUCUUUCACUAACAUCCCCUCCUUCCGUGGCUCUUUAUAAGCCUAAUGAGGAUGACUCAUUAGAUAAGAGAGCUCUAUUGGUUGCUACAGUAACAUGGGGUGGUAGCUAUAGUGUUUUCAUUGGUGUUGAUAUAAUAUUUUCUGUUGGUGUCUUAUUAGUUCCUCAAUCAUUUUCCACUAUUGCUACUACUACUUGGUGGGAUCAAGAUUACACAACUACAGUUCUAUUACGGACAUACUCUCCUGAUCCUUGGGUAGGAAAUCCUAUUUUCUGGAACUGGUAUAAUACUAUCACUAGUUGGCUUCUAGUCGAAACACCAGAACGUGAUCUUGUUUUAAAUUCCUAUACUGGUUGGACAGGUACGUAUAUCGACUAUUAUUCCACAGGCACAUUCACAACAACAGGUUGGGAUGGCUAUGAAACUACUGAAACAAUUUAUUACAUUAGAACACCUUACAAUGUCCUCAUCACUACAACGACUAUUGAAUGGACCGGUACUUACAGAUCAACAUAUUCUACAGAAACCAAAUUUAUUACUUCUGAUGGUACUGAAAUUGAAGAAAUUAUAUAUUAUGUUGAAAAUCCUGAUAUCGAUAUAACUAGUAAAAUUUUUUCUUACUGGCAAAAUUCAUAUACAUCAACAUACUCAACUGAUGUUAAUUUCUAUUAUGGUGCAGAUGAAAUUUUUACAACUGAAUAUUUGUACUAUAUUGGCUUACCAAGAAAUGUUUUUACUGUUACAGAAACUAUUGGGUAUGGUUUGGAUUCAACUUCCACUUUAACUACUAUGACAUCUUCGUUAACUGGUGCUGACGGAUAUCCAACUGAUGAAGUCAUUAUUGUCGUUGCUACCCCAAAUCCUUAUAUAACUAGAACAAUAUUUACUUCAUGGACUGGGACAUUCAUGUCUACCUAUUCAACUCAAGUCACCACAGUAGUUGAACAAGCAGGUGGUAUCGCACUAUCUACCAUCGAAACUAUCUAUUAUGUGGAAACUCCAUCCAACGAAGUGUUCAUCACCACCACAACUAAGUUCCCUUGGCUGACUCCCUAUGAAACAACAUUUUCCACUGGUUAUACAGAAUUUGUAGGAACAGACGGUCAACUGACAUUUGAGACAAUAUACUAUGUUAGCACUCCCGCUUACCUUGUAACUAAAACAACUGAAUGGACUAAUCCUUUUACUUCGACUAUUAGUACCUAUUGGACUACUGAAUUAGAUCCACAAGAAGGAAUGGUUGUCGAAGAAGUUAUUUUGGUUGCUGUGCCAGUUUCUACUCUUACCACAACUAUAUUUUCAGGUUGGACAGGUACCUAUGUAAGUACAUUCUCCACUGGCACUUCCUAUAUCUUGGAUAGCAAUGGAGUUUCUCAACCUGAAAUCAUAUACUAUGUUGAAACCCCACUUGGGGGCUCUGUAUCAACAGUAACAUCAUAUUGGGAAAAUGAUUUCACCACAACAUAUUCAACAGAAUUACAUACAUACACAGGCUCAGAUGGUUACGAAACAAUUGAUACCACAUAUUUCAUCGAUGCCCCAGUAUCAAAAGUAAUUUCAACUUCCUUUACUGAUUGGACGGGUUCUGAAACUGUAACAUUUUCCACCUUUAUAACCACCGUAACAGGGUCUGAUGGCAUUGAGACUGAGACCAUUAUUUAUGAGGUCGAGACUCCAACUUAUAGUUCAAGUUCUUCUCAAUCUUCAUCACAUACCAUACAUACAUCAAAUUAUAUUUCUUCAAGUGAGAUAUAUUCCUCUAUUUUUUCAAGUAAUUCAUUCACAACAAAUAGUUUGUCACAAAAUUCAUCCUCCCAACCAUAUACAUCCUCUGCAACAUCCUCAAUAUCUACAAAAUCCUCCAUGAGCACUGGCUACACUCCAUCUGGCACUGCUUCUAGUGAAUCCUCUAUGAACACUGCUUCUAGUGAAUCUUGGAUUAAAACUGCCUCUAGUGAAUCCUCUAUGAACACUGCUUCUAGUGAAUCUUGGAUUAACACUGCUUCUAGUGAAUCUUGGAUUGACACUGCCUCUAGUGAAUCCUCUAUGAAUACUGCUUCUAGUGAAUCUUGGAUUAACACUGCCUCUAGUGAAUCCUCCAUGAGCACUGGCUACACUCCAUCUGGCAAGUCCAGCGAAUCCUCUAUGAACACUGCUUCUAGUGAAUCCUCUAUGAACACUGCUUCUAGUGAAUCUUCAAUGAACACUGCUUCUAGUGAAUCUUCAAUGAACACUGCUUCUAGUGAAUCUUGGAUUAACACUGCCUCUAGUGAAUCCUCUAUGAACUCUGCUUCUAGUGAAUCUUGGAUUAACACUGCUUCUAGUGAAUCCUCUAUGAACUCUGCUUCUAGUGAAUCUUGGAUUAACACUGCCUCUAGUGAAUCCUCCAUGAGCACUGGCUACACUCCAUCUGGCAAGUCCAGCGAAUCCUCCAUGAACACUGCUUCUAGUGAAUCUUGGAUUAACACUGCCUCUAGUGAAUCCUCCAUGAGCACUGGCUACACUCCAUCUGGCAAGUCCAGCGAAUCCUCCAUGAACACUGCUUCUAGUGAAUCCUCUAUGAACACUGCUUCUAGUGAAUCUUGGAUUAAAACUGCCUCUAGUGAAUCCUCUAUGAACACUGCUUCUAGUGAAUCUUGGAUUAACACUGCUUCUAGUGAAUCUUGGAUUGACACUGCCUCUAGUGAAUCCUCUAUGAAUACUGCUUCUAGUGAAUCUUGGAUUAACACUGCCUCUAGUGAAUCCUCCAUGAGCACUGGCUACACUCCAUCUGACAAGUCCAGCGAAUCCUCCAUGAACACUGCUUCUAGUGAAUCUUGGAUUAACACUGCCUCUAGUGAAUCCUCCAUGAACACUGCUUCUAGUGAAUCUUGGAUUAACACUGCCUCUAGUGAAUCCUCCAUGAACACUGCUUCUAGUGAAUCUUGGAUUAACACUGCCUCUAGUGAAUCCUCCAUGAGCACUGGCUACACUCCAUCUGGCAAGUCCAGCGAAUCCUCCAUGAACACUGCUUCUAGUGAAUCUUGGAUUAACACUGCUUCUAGUGAAUCCUCCAUGAGCACUGGCUACACUCCAUCUGGCAUGUCUAGUGAAUCCUCCAUGGACACUGAUUCUUAUGCUCCAUCUCAUAGAUCAACCGGCGCUUCUUCUCUUCCAUCGGGUAUGACCAAUGAAUCUUCAAUGAACACUGCUUCUAGUGAAUCUUCAAUGAACACUGCUUCUAGUGAAUCUUCAAUGAACACUGCUUCUAGUGAAUCUUGGAUUAACACUGCCUCUAGUGAAUCCUCCAUGAACACUGCUUCUAGUGAAUCUUGGAUUAACACUGCUUCUAGUGAAUCCUCUAUGAACUCUGCUUCUAGUGAAUCUUGGAUUAACACUGCCUCUAGUGAAUCCUCCAUGAGCACUGGCUACACUCCAUCUGGCAAGUCCAGCGAAUCCUCUAUGAACACUGCUUCUAGUGAAUCCUCUAUGAACACUGCUUCUAGUGAAUCUUCAAUGAACACUGCUUCUAGUGAAUCUUGGAUUAACACUGCUUCUAGUGAAUCUUGGAUUGACACUGCUUCUAGUGAAUCCUCUAUGAAUACUGCUUCUAGUGAAUCUUGGAUUAACACUGCCUCUAGUGAAUCCUCCAUGAGCACUGGCUACACUCCAUCUGGCAAGUCCAGCGAAUCCUCCAUGAACACUGCUUCUAGUGAAUCCUCUAUGAACACUGCUUCUAGUGAAUCUUGGAUUAAAACUGCUUCUAGUGAAUCUUCAAUGAACACUGCUUCUAGUGAAUCUUCAAUGAACACUGCUUCUAGUGAAUCUUGGAUUAACACUGCCUCUAGUGAAUCCUCCAUGAACACUGCUUCUAGUGAAUCUUGGAUUAACACUGCUUCUAGUGAAUCCUCCAUGAACUCUGCUUCUAGUGAAUCUUGGAUUAACACUGCUUCUAGUGAAUCCUGGAUGAACACUGCUUCUAGUGAAUCUUGGAUUAACACUGCCUCUAGUGAAUCCUCCAUGAACACUGCUUCUAGUGAAUCUUGGAUUAACACUGCUUCUAGUGAAUCCUCCAUGAGCACUGCUUCUAGUGAAUCUUGGAUUAACACUGCUUCUAGUGAAUCCUCCAUGAGCACUGGCUACACUCCAUCUGGCAAGUCCAGCGAAUCCUCCAUGAACACUGCUUCUAGUGAAUCUUGGAUUGACACUGCCUCUAGUGAAUCCUCUAUGAAUACUGCUUCUAGUGAAUCUUGGAUUAACACUGCCUCUAGUGAAUCCUCCAUGAGCACUGGCUACACUCCAUCUGACAAGUCCAGCGAAUCCUCCAUGAACACUGCUUCUAGUGAAUCUUGGAUUAACACUGCCUCUAGUGAAUCCUCCAUGAACACUGCUUCUAGUGAAUCUUGGAUUGACACUGCCUCUAGUGAAUCCUCUAUGAACACUGCUUCUAGUGAAUCUUGGAUUAACACUGCCUCUAGUGAAUCCUCUAUGAACAUUGCUUCUAGUGAAUCUUGGAUUAACACUGCCUCUAGUGAAUCCUCCAUGAGCACUGGCUACACUCCAUCUGGCAAGUCCAGCGAAUCCUCCAUGAACACUGCUUCUAGUGAAUCUUGGAUUAACACUGCUUCUAGUGAAUCUUGGAUUGACACUGCCUCUAGUGAAUCCUCUAUGAACACUGCUUCUAGUGAAUCUUGGAUUAACACUGCUUCUAGUGAAUCUUGGAUUAACACUGCUUCUAGUGAAUCCUCCAUGAGCACUGGCUACACUCCAUCUGGCAUGUCUAGUGAAUCCUCCAUGGACACUGAUUCUUAUGCUCCAUCUCAUAGAUCAACCGGCGCUUCUUCUCUUCCAUCGGGUAUGACCAAUGAAUCUUCAAUGAACACUGCUUCUAGUGAAUCUUCAAUGAACACUGCUUCUAGUGAAUCUUGGAUUAAAACUGCCUCUAGUGAAUCCUCCAUGAACACUGCUUCUAGUGAAUCUUGGAUUAACACUGCCUCUAGUGAAUCCUCCAUGAGCACUGGCUACACUCCAUCUGGCAAGUCCAGCGAAUCCUCCAUGAACACUGCUUCUAGUGAAUCUUGGAUUAACACUGCUUCUAGUGAAUCCUCUAUGAACUCUGCUUCUAGUGAAUCUUGGAUUAACACUGCCUCUAGUGAAUCCUCCAUGAGCACUGGCUACACUCCAUCUAGCAUGUCCAGCGAAUCCUCCAUGAACACUGCUUCUAGUGAAUCAUCCAUAACCAAUAAUUCUUAUGAAUAUUCAAAGAAUAAUAGCCACAUAUCAUCUAGUUCCUCGAGUGCCUCCAGCGAUGUGCCACCAGUCUACACCACCACUGUGACCUCUGGCUCUUCUACUGAAACCGAUGUUGUUUCUGAAUACAGUACCACUGACUCCAACGGUAUGCCAUCCACUGGUACUACCACCUACCGCGUUUCUGGUUCCUCUAGUGCAUCCAGCGAUGUGCCACCAGUCUACACCACCACUGUGACCUCUGGCUCUUCUACUGAAACCGAUGUUGUUUCUGAAUACAGUACCACUGAUUCCAACGGUAUGCCAUCCACUGGUACUACCACCUACCACGUUUCUGGUUCCUCUAGUGCAUCCAGCGAUGUGCCACCAGUCUACACCACCACUGUGACCUCUGGCUCUUCUACUGAAACCGAUGUUGUUUCUGAAUACAGUACCACUGACUCCAACGGUAUGCCUUCCACCGGUACUACCACCUACCACGUUUCUGGUUCCUCUAGUGCAUCCAGCGAUGUGCCACCAGUCUACACCACCACUGUGACCUCUGGCUCUUCUACUGAAACCGAUGUUGUUUCUGAAUACAGUACCACUGACUCCAACGGUAUGCCAUCCACUGGUACUACAACUUAUGAGGUUACUGAUUCUUGUCCAGAUUGUAGUACAGGUGCUCCAUCGCAUAGAUCAAAUGAGGUGUCAUCUAUGCCAUCUAGUUUUGCCACAAGCAGUAUGUCAAGCAUUAGUCCCGCUACGUCAAGCGGUAUGCCACCAGUCUACACCACCACUGUGACCUCUGGCUCUUCUACUGAAACCGAUGUUGUUUCUGAAUACAGUACCACUGACUCUAACGGUAUGCCUUCCACCGGUACUACCACCUACCACGUUUCUGGUUCCUCUAGUGCAUCCAGCGAUGUGCCACCAGUCUACACCACCACUGUGACCUCUGGCUCUUCUACUGAAACCGAUGUUGUUUCUGAAUACAGUACCACUGAUUCCAACGGUAUGCCUUCCACCGGUACUACCACCUACCACGUUUCUGGUUCCUCUAGUGCAUCCAGCGAUGUGCCACCAGUCUACACCACCACUGUGACCUCUGGCUCUUCUACUGAAACCGAUGUUGUUUCUGAAUACAGUACCACUGACUCCAACGGUAUGCCAUCCACUGGUACUACAACUUAUCCUGUGACUGAAUCUGGUUCAAAAUAUGUUUCAGUCGUACCAAGUAUUAGUCUUUCAAAUAUUAUAUCGGUUACUAAUACUUUAUCUUCAGGUGGGUUGCCACCAUUUGUUACUUCAAGUGGUAACGGUGGAUCUUCAACAUUUAUUACUGAAUCUGUUUCAUUUUCGUCUACAAAAUCCAACACUGAUAUGUUUUCUAUACCUCCUGCAUACACUACUACAAUUACAGGACCUAGUUUUACCGAGACAGACAUUAUAUCAUUUUACUCUACUGAUGAUAUUAAUCAACAACCAUCCACUGGUAUCUCUACGUAUACUUUAAUUUCAUCUUCAACAAUCAAUCCUUGGAACAAUGGCACAGUUUAUAAGCCAUCUUCGAGUGCUCCUGAAACCAUUGAAUCUAAUCCAGGCCAACCAACUACUACUCAAACCUACCCAGGCCAACCAACCACUACUCAAACCUACCCAGGCCAAUCAACUACUACUCAAACCUACCCAGGCCAACCAACCACUACUCAAACCUACCCAGGCCAACCAACUACUACUCAAACCUACCCAGGCCAACCAACUACUACUCAAACCUACCCAGGCCAACCAACCACUACUCAAACCUACCCAGGCCAACCAACCACUACUCAAACCUACCCAGGCCAGUCAUUAUCUCCUACUUCAAGUCUCAACUCAGCUAAAGGGGCAACUACGAAUUCUAUUGAAACACGUUUAACAAAUUCAGAAAUCACUAAAGGUGUUACUCCUACCGUAAGUACUGUUAUACCUACGUCUCACUUACCAGAUAAUACUGCGCAUAUAUCUAUGUUGUACGAAGGUUCUGCUGAAAUUUUACAAGCAGGUUCGGGUUGGAAAUUAUUGAUUGGUUUUAUUUUCUUCUUUUUCUUGAAUUAA